AUGUCGUCGCUGUCUAUUGCCCCGAAAGCGUCCCAUGACUGCACCGACACCCAAACGGUAGCAAACCAGAACUCGUCCAGCAGCUCACAGUGGCACAGGAUGUGCGCCGGGCACACUUCAGGGCACGCGAACAUGCGAACAAGAGAACACGAGAACGAAGAACAGGAAGCCGCAAUCAAGAGCAAGCAAUACUAUACGUAUUCUCUUCCAUUAGUGGGCUUCCAGGCGUGUUCGAGCUGGAAUCGAGUAAACAGACACGACGUCGAGGCCGAUCAAGGAAUAUCUCACGAUGCUUACCGCCUGCAAGAAGACCAGAGCGGCCAGGUGCACUAG
Messenger RNA from Sporothrix schenckii 1099-18, 333 nucleotides. RefSeq lists its product as uncharacterized. The coding region runs from base 1 to 333 and encodes 110 amino acids. The record is from RefSeq and is a predicted model, not a curated record. Lineage: Eukaryota; Fungi; Ascomycota; Sordariomycetes; Ophiostomatales; Ophiostomataceae. The transcript has a single exon.